Cajanus cajan (pigeon pea) is the source of this 681-nucleotide messenger RNA. RefSeq lists its product as uncharacterized. The record is from RefSeq and is a predicted model, not a curated record. NCBI's taxonomy places the organism in Eukaryota, Viridiplantae, Streptophyta, Magnoliopsida, Fabales, Fabaceae.
UGUUCAUAACUAACGUGGUGUUUGGUUUUGCGUCUGGAAAAACAAGUUUGGAAGUUAUUUAGGAUGUCUCAACAUCUUAUUGGGAAAGGAAAUUGGUCAAAGCCAUGAAUGCAAUGGUUGAAUUUGGCUAUCAAAAUCCUUAUUUAAUUCAACUGGGUGAAAUGGAUUUGCACAUCACUUUCAUAAUCUGUAGUAUUUAGCCAUGGCCUCGGAUCUGUUUUUGAAUUUGCUUAGAUAUCAGAGAGUAGGGAAAACUAGCACCCAUGGCUGAGCCUGUGACCUUGAACAGGGCUUCAUCUUGUGAGUCAGUGAACAAUUACCCCAUCAUUCCUUCUUCAGUUCAUGUCAUUGACUCUGGGAAGGCAGUGUCAGAGCCAAGUAACAAGUUUCCGAUUGAUCUCAACAGAUCACCUCCUCCUGAUUCCAGUAACGAUGAGAAUGAGUAUGUUUUCGUCAAUAAUAAAGGCGAUGUUGCAGCAUCUGGGAUAGGAAAGAGUGAGAUACCAAAAGGUGGAGUUGAGGAGGGUAGCUCCUUUUGGGCCAACAAGAAAACGAAGUUCUUUAAGUGGCUGGGUGCCACUGCUAAGAUUUUUAAGAAGAGGAAUGACCGUUCCGACUAAAACUGUUUUGUAAUGUCUGAGGUUUUGAAGCGUUUAGUAAUAAAUGUUUAUCUCUGCCCUA